AUCAAAAAUGCUUCGUCUAUCGUUGGGCCAGGGUCUACGGACAUUUGCGUCAACUGCGACGACGACAACGCCACGAUGCAGUCGGUUACAAGGCAAAGUCGCUAUUGUCACUGCGUCAACAGACGGGAUCGGAUUUGCGAUUGCGAGACGUUUAGCGCAAGAAGGGGCCAACGUAAUGAUAAGCAGUAGAAAAGAGAAGAACGUUAAUCAGGCAGUUGAGAUACUCACAAAGGAGGGAUUAAAAGUUUCCGGACUAGUUUGUCAUGUCGGUAAAGCGGAGGAUAGAGCACGUCUCUUUGAAGAGACUAAAGCCCAGUUCGGAGGUUUGGAUAUUCUGGUGUCUAACGCAGCCGCGAAUCCGGCAGUGGGUCCAGUUUUGGAAUGCCAAGAGGCUGUGUGGGACAAGAUAUUUGAUGUUAAUGUCAAAUCCACGUUUAUGCUAAUGAAAGAAGCGCUGCCACUUCUUAGAGAACGGAAAUCUUCAUCUAUCAUUAUAGUUUCUUCCGUUGCAGCAUACCAGCCCUUCAAUCUGCUGGGAGUCUACUCAAUUACCAAGACAAGUUUACUUGCACUAUGUAAAACAGUAGCUGAUGAUCUUGCACCGGAAUCAAUACGGGUCAACUGUAUUGCUCCUGGGAUAAUAAAAACAAAAUUUUCAACACCGCUCUAUGAAUCUGAGGCAGCACGUGACCUGGCCAUGUCAAAAAUCCCUCUACAAAGAUUGGGAACUACAGACGAAAUAGCAGGAAUUGCAGCUUUCCUAGCGAGUGAAGAUGCUUCUUACAUUACUGGUGAAACUAUUGUUGGAGCUGGUGGCAUGUUAUCAAGACUCUGAGAAAUCUACUAUUUAUAUGCACUAUAUAUUAUGUAUUGAUGAGGGCGCUCAUUAUCAUUGCUAUUUUAUCGGUUAAAACAUUGGGGUACUCUUAGAAUUUGUACAAUGUAUUAUCGAGUUUAUUAGAAAGCUAAAAUAAAAGAACGUUUUUUCAUCAGUUAA
Messenger RNA from Diprion similis, 997 nucleotides. It is a transcript of the gene DHRS4, whose product is annotated as dehydrogenase/reductase SDR family member 4. The coding region runs from base 8 to 835 and encodes 275 amino acids. Gene Ontology annotation, molecular function: carbonyl reductase (NADPH) activity. Lineage: Eukaryota; Metazoa; Arthropoda; Insecta; Hymenoptera; Diprionidae. The record is from RefSeq and is a predicted model, not a curated record. The transcript is spliced from 5 exons.